Messenger RNA from Condylura cristata (star-nosed mole), 1510 nucleotides. RefSeq names its product cathepsin K (gene CTSK). The record is from RefSeq and is a predicted model, not a curated record. Gene Ontology annotation, cellular component: lysosome. The coding region runs from base 117 to 1109 and encodes 330 amino acids. Gene Ontology annotation, biological process: immune response. Gene Ontology annotation, molecular function: cysteine-type endopeptidase activity. The transcript is spliced from 8 exons. NCBI's taxonomy places the organism in Eukaryota, Metazoa, Chordata, Mammalia, Eulipotyphla, Talpidae.
UCCAGGGGGAUAAAUGCAGCCUUGGGUCGCUGGCCCGCCCGCAGUAGCCGCCCCGCGCAGAACCAGCCGAGGUCAAGGACGAGGACGAGGACGAGGACGAGGACGACAGAAGCAGGAUGUGGCGGCUCAGGGCCCUGCUGCUGCUGCCCCUGGCGAGUGCCGCGCUGUACCCUGACGACGCGCUGGACCGUCAGUGGGAGCUGUGGAAGAGGAACCACGGGAAGCGAUACGGCAGCAAGGUGGAUGAAGCCUCUCGGCGUUUGAUUUGGGAAAGGAACCUGAAGCACAUCUCCACCCACAAUCUCGAGGCCUCUCUGGGUGUCCACACAUAUGAACUGGCCAUGAACCACCUGGGGGACAUGACCAGCGAAGAGGUGGUCCAGAAGAUGACCGGGCUCAAAGUGCCGCCCUCUCGUGCCCGCAGUAAUGACACCCUGUACACCCCGGACUGGACAGGCAGAGUCCCGGACGCCGUCGAUUACCGCAAGAAGGGGUAUGUCACCCCUGUGAAGAACCAGGGGCAGUGCGGCUCCUGCUGGGCCUUCAGCUCGGUGGGUGCCCUGGAGGGCCAGCUCAAGAAGAAGACCGGCAAGCUCCUGAACCUCAGUCCGCAGAACCUGGUGGACUGUGUGUCCGAGAACGACGGCUGCCGCGGCGGCUACAUGACCAGCGCCUUCCAGUACGUGCAGAGGAACCGCGGCAUCGACUCGGAGGACGCCUACCCCUACGUGGGCCGGGACGAAAGCUGCAUGUACACCCCGACCGGGAAGGCGGCCAAGUGCAGGGGCUACCGCGAGGUCCCCGAGGGCAGUGAGAAGGCCCUGAAGAGGGCCGUGGCGCGCGUGGGCCCCGUCUCUGUGGCCAUCGACGCCAGUCUCACCUCCUUCCAGUUCUACAGCAGAGGUGUGUACUACGAUGAGAACUGCAACGGCGAGAACAUAAACCACGCGGUUCUGGCCGUGGGCUACGGGGCCCAGAAGGGGCGCCAGCACUGGAUCCUCAAGAACAGCUGGGGCCAGAGCUGGGGCGACAAAGGCUACAUCCUCCUGGCGCGGAACAAGAACAACACCUGCGGCGUCGCCAACCUGGCCAGCUUCCCCACCAUGUGACCCUGCCCGGCCUGCCCGCCGCUCCCGGCUCUGCACCCGGAAGGCGCCUGUGCUCCCGCGGCGGAUGGCACGUCGCAGCUGUUCCGCCCCGGCUCACGCUCACGCUCACGCUCGGGAGCCGCUGCCUUCGCGGGCCGCGCGUCACUGAGCGGGGGCUCCCCCCCACAGGAGCGGGUUCCUGGGGCCACCGCAGCCUGCCCGGGGCGACGCUGCGCUGGCAGCUGGGCCCCGAGAGCUCAGCCAGGCCCCCCCCCCCCCCCGCAGGCUGGCUGCUGCGGGCGCGGGCAGGACUCGAUCCCCGCCCUGGUCAUGAAGCUGCUCUUGUGUCUUGGUGCGAGUGUGUGACGCAAGACGCGUGUUUUCCUUUUCCUUCUUUGCAUUUUUAAAGUAAACCAAAUAGU